AUACACCCGGAAAACCAGUGAACCCUGGCGGCGUACUUGUUCAUAUCACAUGGCAGGAGGGAAAAAGAAAAACAAGGUUUCUGCUGGUAGUGUUGGGGUAAUAUUCCAGUCCUAUGAAUGUUCAUCAAGUUGUUAUAGGCAAUCCAGGCAUCCAAAUCAUUUGCAGUUGUUUCGGAGAACAAGGAGCCUAAACUUGAUUGCAGUCAAUGGCCACUAUUGUUGAAGAAUGUUCAUCUGAUGAAUGUCCGAGAAUGCCAUUUCGAGGCAGAUACCACAGGAUACUCUCCUCUACACAGACCCUUAGACGAAUACAUCAAGAGUGGAGUCAUCAACCUUGACAAACCAUGCAAUCCAUCCUCACACGAAGUAGUUGCAUGGGUUAAAAGAGCUCUCGGAGUCACUAAAACUGGUCACAGUGGCACACUGGACCCUAAAGUCUCUGGUUGUCUUAUGGUUUGUAUUGACCGUGCCACUCGCCUGGUCAAGUCUCAACAGAGUGCUGGUAAAGACUAUAUAUGUAUAUUCCGACUACACAAACCUGUGGAUGAUGUGAAGCGUAUACAGAAAGCUGUGGAGAGUCUGACAGGAGCUUUAUUCCAGCGGCCUCCACUUGUCGCGGCGGUCAAGCGUCAGCUUAGAGUUCGUACUAUUUAUGAGUGCAGAUUAUUGGAGUACAACAAGGAAGAAUGUUUAGGACUGGUGAAGGUGAGAUGUGAGGCUGGAACAUACGUUCGAACGCUGUGCGUACAUAUCGGUCUCCUCCUCGGUUGUGGAGGUGUUAUGGAAGAGCUGAGGCGGACACGGAGUGGUUUCAUAUCAGAAUCAGACAAUUUAGUUACAAUGCAUGAUGUUCUAGACGCCAAAUGGCUAUAUGAAAACAGGCGUGAUGAGACUUAUCUACGUCGUGUCAUAAUGCCACUCGAGAAGCUGCUCAUCAAACACAAGCGUAUUAUGCUCAAGGAUACGGCAGUGUGUGCUAUAUGCUUUGGCGCAAAACUAAUGUUGCCUGGCGUACUACGUUAUGACAACGACAUUAAUAUAAAUGACGAAAUAGUCUUGAUGACCACCAAAGGCGAGGCUGUAGCCCUUGCUAUCGCUCUGAUGACUACUGCUACCAUUGCAACGUGUGACCAUGGAUUGGUUGCUAAAUUGAAAAGAGUUAUAAUGGAACGUGAUCUAUACCCUCGACAAUGGGGUCGUGGUCCUGUGGCUAUGGAGCGAAAGAAACUUGUUGCUCAAGGAUUGUUGAGAAAGUUUGCAAAACCUGGUGAAGUCAUGAGUACUCCAAACUCCGUUGGGUAAAUUGUCAAUAUCACUAUCCUGUUCUAAUAUUUUCAGCGUGAAUCAGAACUCUAAAAAGGCGAAGACGGAAGAGUCAGCGGAAAAUCCAAUGCAAAAAGUGAAAGUUCCAAAACUUUCUGAGUCCGGCGAUACAAGUAAUGACGAAUCUGUAAGACAAGAAGCGGAUGCUGAAGAAGUGUCCUCGGACGACAGCGAUUAACUGCGCAUUUUUGUACAUAUGACUUGAUGAAUAAACUGCAUAUUUUCGCAACA
Messenger RNA from Trichobilharzia szidati, 1554 nucleotides. Lineage: Eukaryota; Metazoa; Platyhelminthes; Trematoda; Strigeidida; Schistosomatidae. The record is from the annotation of a GenBank genome assembly.